CCUUCCUUCGGCGCUCUGCCUCUGCUGGUUUCGGCUCCUCUGAGCUUCUGCUGCCGCUGCUUAGAGUUUCGCUCGGAACCAGAGCUCUUUCUGCCUCUUACUGGUCGUGACUGUGGUCAUUUUUUAAACAAAAUUCUCAGAAAUUAUUCCUAAAAAGGUGGGGAGAGAGUUUGACCCACGUUUUGGAUGCAUGGGAGCUUCCUGGGAGCGGCGAAAGGAGAAGAUUGUGCUGCUGGUCCUCACUGCUCGGCACGAUGAGUGAGACGGAGGGUCAGUUCUACAGUGUCCAGGUGGGGGACUCCACCUUCACUGUGCUCAAACGCUACCAGCAGCUCCGUGCCAUUGGCUCCGGGGCCCAAGGCAUUGUCUGCUCUGCCCUGGAUACGGUCCUUGGUAUACCAGUGGCUGUGAAGAAGCUCUGUCGGCCCUUUCAGAACCAGACCCAUGCAAAGCGAGCCUACAGGGAGCUGGUGCUGCUCAAAUGUGUCAACCACAAAAAUAUCAUCCGUCUGAUCAAUGUUUUCACGCCUCAGAAGUCUCUGGAGGAGUUCCAGGAUCUCUAUCUAGUGAUGGAGCUCAUGGAUGCCAGUUUAUGUCAGGUGAUCCACAUGGACCUAGACCAUGAGAGGAUGUCCUACCUGCUCUAUCAGAUCCUUUGUGGCAUCAGGCACCUGCACUCAGCUGGGAUCAUCCACAGGGAUCUGAAGCCCAGCAACAUUGUGGUGAAGUCUGAUUGCACUCUGAAAAUCCUUGACUUUGGUCUGGCGAGGACGGCUUGCACAAACUUUAUGAUGACCCCCUAUGUAGUUACCAGAUAUUACCGCGCCCCGGAGGUCAUUCUGGGCAUGAAGUAUAAGGAGAACGUGGACCUGUGGUCAGUUGGCUGCAUUAUGGCUGAAAUGAUCUGUCAUAAAGUCCUCUUUCCUGGAAAGGACUACAUUGACCAGUGGAAUAAAGUGAUUGAGAUUCUGGGUACGCCAAGUCUAGAGUUUAUGAACCGACUCAUGGAGACCGUCAGGAACUAUGUGAUGAACAAGCCGCAGUAUCCAGGCGUCAGCUUCACAGACCUGUUUCCAGAUUGGGCUUUUCCUUCUGAGUCUGAGCAGGACAAAGUGAAAACUGCGCAGGCACGAGACCUCCUCUCCAAAAUGCUGGUCAUUGAUCCUGAAUGUCGUAUAUCUGUUGAAGAAGCCCUUCACCACCCCUACAUCCAUGUGUGGUACGACCCUGCAGAGGCCGACGCGCCUCCGCCCCAGAUCUCAGAUAAACAGCUGGAAGAGAGGGAGCACUCCAUCGAGCAGUGGAAAGAACUUAUUUAUGAAGAAGUAAUUGACUGGGAGGAGAGGAACAAGAACGGUCUAAUGAAAGAAGACUGCUCAGAUGUGCCGUCGGGUUCCGCUUCCCAGUCCUCCUCCGCCAAUGACAUCUCAUCCAUGUCCACAGAGCACACGCUGGCGUCAGACACGGACAGCAGCAGCAUCGACACGCUGACGGGGCCCCUCGAUGAGGCCCAGUGAAUCUGUGGCCCCGCAGGCGUCUGACUCAUCAAAAAAAUAUUCAAAAUAUCGAUCUUCGGUUUAGGUUUUAUCCCUCUUGCUUGUGUUUCUCUUCUAAUGAAAAUAUAUUUUUUUGGUUUGUUUACCAUUUGUGAUCUGGAGGAUCAUGUUUGGGACUGUUGCCUUGAGGUCAAAAAAAAAAA
This is a messenger RNA of Cyprinodon variegatus (sheepshead minnow), 1699 nucleotides long. RefSeq names its product mitogen-activated protein kinase 9-like (gene mapk9). Lineage: Eukaryota; Metazoa; Chordata; Actinopteri; Cyprinodontiformes; Cyprinodontidae. The transcript has 12 exons. Gene Ontology annotation, molecular function: JUN kinase activity; ATP binding. The record is from RefSeq and is a predicted model, not a curated record. Bases 255 to 1517 code for a protein of 420 amino acids. Gene Ontology annotation, biological process: protein phosphorylation; JNK cascade. Gene Ontology annotation, cellular component: cytoplasm; nucleus.